Molecule: messenger RNA, 922 nt
Organism: Penicilliopsis zonata CBS 506.65
Lineage: Eukaryota; Fungi; Ascomycota; Eurotiomycetes; Eurotiales; Aspergillaceae
Exons: 4
Coding region: 84-788 (234 amino acids)
Source: RefSeq, a predicted model, not a curated record
GUCUUCGGUUCUUGGAAGGAUACAUAAAGGAGAACCACCGCAUUUUUAAAGAUGACGAGUCUCAAGUCAAUAUUCGAGCUGUGAUGGCAGCAUAUCGUUCUAAAGAGCUGAAGCAUCAUCCAGGCAAGGUCUCCUUCUGGUGGAAUGGAGUUCAGGUCGGUCUCAUCAGCGAAGAGGAAGAGCGAGACUAUGAUUUCGACAAAUCGAUCGCCAGGUGGGAGAAGGAGUAUGGCCACAGCUUCCUAUACCGAGAGCGGAUUAGUUUGCCUGUUCCCCAGCUAGCAGCACUCUCGCUCUAUCAACCCUCUCAGGCGAAUUUCAAUCCUCUUAAUUUUCACCAGCCGAUGCACCACAAGAUGAAGGUUCUAGUUCAACUCCCUGGCUCUACGAUCACUCUCUGUGUGGAGGUUUUUGAUGACACAGGCUCGAGCUAUCUUGACUUAUUCUGGGACGACUGUUACGGACUCGGAAUGGACCCGCUAACCCUCUUGCGAAACUACCAAUAUGACUUUAUUGACCUGAAUGCAGCGAAUGGGCUGAUUCGUCGACCCUUGAUCCCAGUCACCCUUCAAUUUGUGGCUGCCGAUGACACGCUCAUAGGGCAACCGAUUCACACAUCGGCUUGCCUCUGCCUUGAUGUCCACAGUUGGGAAAGACCCAGAUGCUCGGGCUCGUCGCUGCGCCGAUCUCUUUUCACAGCUACAGCCCCAGGAGAUUUGGGGAAUGGAACGUUGAUAGUCGCCCCCCCCCCCCUCCCUUGCCGACGAACUGAGAGUCGAGAGUCAUGAUGCUCUCAUGAUGUUAUGACACCGAACGAACUCAACGCUUUUUGACUUCAUAAUACUUUGAAUAAAAACCCGGGUCUUCCUCUAACACUGUGUUUACGACUGUGGCCUAGUAAACUAAUGCUAUGUGUUAUUCA